Messenger RNA from Abrus precatorius (Indian licorice), 1707 nucleotides. Its product is annotated as probable myosin-binding protein 5. Bases 1 to 1707 code for a protein of 568 amino acids. Gene Ontology annotation, molecular function: myosin binding. The record is from RefSeq and is a predicted model, not a curated record. The transcript is spliced from 3 exons. Lineage: Eukaryota; Viridiplantae; Streptophyta; Magnoliopsida; Fabales; Fabaceae.
AUGGCUAGUCGAUCAUUUUCUCAUUUUGUGGAGCAAGAAAUGGGGAAGUUUCCUCACUUUGUGAUCUAUGUGUUGCUUGAAUGGGUUUUGAUAAUCAUUCUUUUCCUUGACGGGUUCCUCGCGUUUAUUGCCAAUGAGUUUGCCAUGUUCUUUGAAUUGCAAAUCCCAUGUUGGCUUUGCACUAGGUUUGAUCAUGUAAUGGCUCAUAGAAAUCCUGAUUUUUAUUACAAUGAGUCUGUGUGUGAGACUCAUAAGAAAGACAUGUCCUCUUUGGCUUUUUGUCACAACCACAAGAAGCUCUCUGAUAUAAGGAAGAUGUGUGAGGGGUGUCUACUUUCUUUUGCAACUGAAAAGGAAUCAGAUUGUGACACCUACAAGUCCCUUGUGGGGAUUUUGCAUAAGGAUCUUGAGUGCUUUGUUCAGGAUGGCCAACCAAUUCAAUUGAGUUUGAAGGAUGAUGGGUUCAUGCAUGUUGAUACAAGCAGCACUCAAAGAUGUUCUUGCUGUGGAAAACCAUUGAAAGUCAAAGCUUCCUAUGUUAAAGGGAAGCGCUCAGCAUCAUUUGCUAGAGCCCCAACUCCUUCACCACGAGCUUUUCCAUAUUCAACAUCCAAAAGUGAGGAUCAUCAUGGUCUAGAGUUACCUCACAUCAGGUACACAGAACUCAAGUUUAUGUCAGAUGAUUCAGAGCUUCCAGAGGAUGAGGAUAGCUUCAAUGCGAAUAAGGAUUUGAAUGAUGAGUCCAGCAAAUUCACCCCAACUUUUACAAAGAGCAAUAAGUUCUUUGGAAUCCCACUCACAGAUUCUGCAAACAACAGUCCCAGAUGGUCUUACAGGAUUGCCAGGAAAUCACCACUGGAGAAAACAGAAUUUGCCUCAGACUCUAAUGAGGCAAAUGUUCAAAAUGAUGCUGAUGAAGCCAUCUUGAACAACUUGAAGAGGCAAGUUCGAUUGGACCGCAAAUCACUCAUGGCUUUGUACAUGGAGCUGGAUGAGGAAAGAAGUGCUUCAGCUGUUGCUGCUAACAAUGCUAUGGCCAUGAUCACGCGGUUACAGGCAGAGAAGGCUGCAGUGCAAAUGGAAGCUUUGCAGUAUCAAAGAAUGAUGGAGGAGCAAGCUGAGUAUGAUGAAGAAGCACUCCAAGCAUGUAAUGAUAUGCUUCUCAAACGUGAGGAAGAUAUGAAAUCUUUAGAAACAGAGUUGGAAAUUUAUAGAAAAAAGUAUGGAUCUUUAGUAGAAGAAUAUGCUAACUCAUCUCUUGGAGACAAUGGCUUUUCACUCAGGCUCAAUGAAGGUGAAGAUAAUAAUGGAGAAAAGAGCUUCAACUAUAAUCAAGUUGUGUCAUCUCCAGCAAAACAUGGAGGGGUAAAACACAGUGAUUCUUUCAAAGAGAUUAUGGCGGAGAGAACAUAUCUUCUUGGCCGGUUGAAGAAAAUAGAACCUAGGACACCCUUUGCAGAAAAUAUUGAGACAGGAAAAGGGAGCGAAGCCUAUUUACCAAAAGAACUGUCCUUCCUUGCUGAAAGGGUGAAGGCUCUUGAAGCCAACAGUGGUUUCUUAGAGCUUGUUUCCAAGAAAGAUGAGAAUGAUAGUGAAGGAACCGAAAUUUUGACAGUGAUAUCACAGAAUCUAGAGAAGCUCAACAACCUUGUUAUGACCUCCUUUGAGGACAUGCACGAUGCCCGUUUUUCCUUUGGUGGUAAUUGA